AUGGCGAACAGCGGGCAGAAAGUUGUGCUAAUCACCGGCUGCUCCUCCGGCAUCGGGUUACGAAUCGCCGUCACGCUGGCCAAAGAUGAAAAGAAGCGUUACCAUGUCAUUGCCACCAUGCGGGACCUGAAGAAGAAGGACAAGCUAGUGGAAGCAGCAGGAGAUGCAUAUGGCAAGACCUUGAUGUUGCUUCCACUAGACGUGUGCAGUGACGAUUCAGUCAAGCAGUGCAUCAACAAUGUCAAGGACCGCCAUAUUGAUAUCCUGAUCAACAACGCAGGCGUGGGCUUGCUGGGACCUGUGGAAAGCAUCAGCAUCGAGGAGAUGAAAAGAGUGUUUGAGACCAACUUCUUUGGUGUUGUUCGCAUGAUCAAAGAAGUGAUGCCUGACAUGAAGAAGAGGCGUUCAGGGCACAUCGUGGUCAUGAGCAGUGUCAUGGGUCUGCAGGGAGUAGUGUUCAAUGAUGUUUACACUGCCUCUAAGUUUGCCAUGGAGGGUUUCUGCGAGAGUAUGGCGGUGCAACUGAUGAAGUUCAAUAUCCGGUUGUCCAUGAUUGAGCCUGGCCCAGUGCACACUGAGUUUGAGACAAAGAUGAUGGAGGACGUGGCCAAGAUGGAGUAUCCAGGAGUAGAUGCCGACACAGUCCGUUAUUUUAAAGAUGUUUACCUGCCAUCAUCCAUAGAUAUAUUUGAAGCCAUGGGCCAGACGCCAGAUGACAUAGCCAAAUGCACUAAAAAGGUUAUUGAGUCAAACAGCCCUCGCUUCAGGAAUCUCACCAACAGCCUCUACACACCAAUUGUGGCCUUAAAGUACGCCGAUGAGACUGGUGGCCUGUCUGUCAACACCUUCUACAACCUACUCUUCAAUUUCGGCCCUCUCAUGCACAUCACCAUGAGCAUCCUCAAGUGCCUGACAUGCAGCUGCCUGCGUAGACGCACCAUCUAAUCUAGAUGAAGAGGGUGUCCAAAUCCUGCCCCUUACCCUUACCCUCCCAGUUUGUUGACCCCCACCAAGUUCCAAAGCCCUUUUCCUGAGGUUUUGGGCUGAACAGAUAGACUAGAGCCAGUAACCCUGGAGAGAGGAGGUGCCUUUCUAGUUCAAAGACACUACCAUGAUAAGCUUUGCCAGAAAACAUGCACAAUUGCACACAUUGUCACAGAGAUGUUGUAUGCAGGAUGACCUCAUGUACUCACACACACACACACACACACACACACACACACACACACACACACACACACACACACACACACACACAUGCACACCCACAGAGAAACAUACAUACACAGAAAUACAAGCAACACACACAUUGGAUUAUUGUACAUAUUUACUAUAAAGCUAAGUUGACACCUUAGUCAGAUAUAGCGUGGUUAUAUAGUGGUUAGAUGUCUAUAUUGUUUAAAUGAGAGCUUCCAGACAGGACAUGAGAUACGAGCCCCAUGGACAGACAACAAAGCACAAACAGAUGUACUCAGUAACAGAGAGAAACAAUAAAGCUAUAGAGGAAUAAUAAUGCUAUAACUUGUAGCCUAGAUAACUGUACACUCAGGCUCACCACAGUUAUAACAUGUCUGACAGAGACAGAGAGAAUAUAUCUACUUUUAUUGUGUUGUGCCUUUAAUUUCAUGUUUUCCUUUGCGUAGUGUUCUCAUGGUCAUAACUGCUGUUAAAUCAUAUUUUAAAUGUUUUGAUAAUCGGAAUGUCUUUGUUUUUCAAGGUUUGUGAAGGGGUGGGUCAGAUAUGUGUAUGUAUGUAUGUAUGUGUAUAUGUCUAUCAUCUUGAUUUAAAAAUAAACAGAAUUCUGAUUUA
Molecule: messenger RNA, 1809 nt
Organism: Cottoperca gobio
Lineage: Eukaryota; Metazoa; Chordata; Actinopteri; Perciformes; Bovichtidae
Gene: rdh8a
Product: retinol dehydrogenase 8a
Exons: 6
Coding region: 1-945 (314 amino acids)
Biological process (GO): retinol metabolic process; estrogen biosynthetic process
Cellular component (GO): cytoplasm; cytosol
Molecular function (GO): all-trans-retinol dehydrogenase (NAD+) activity; estradiol 17-beta-dehydrogenase [NAD(P)+] activity
Source: RefSeq, a predicted model, not a curated record